AUGGAACCAGGGAAUGAUACACGAAUUUCACAUUUUCUUCUUCUGGGAUUUUCAGAGAAACCAGAAUUGCAGCCCAUGUUCUUUGUUCUGUUCUUGUUCAUGUACCUGAUCGCUGUGCUUGGAAACCUGCUCAUCAUCCUGGCCAUCAUCUCAGACACCCACCUCCACACACCCAUGUACUUCUUCCUUGCCAACCUGUCCUUUGUAGACAUCUGUUUCACCUCCACCACUGUCCCAAAGAUGCUGGUGAAUAUCCAGAUGCAGAGCAAAGUCAUCACCUAUGAAGGCUGCAUCACUCAGAUAUACUUUUAUAUACUUUUUGGAGCGUUGGACGAUUUCCUCCUGACUGUGAUGGCCUAUGACCGCUUUGUGGCCAUCUGUCACCCCCUUCACUACAUGGUCAUCAUGAAACCCUGGCUGUGUGGACUCCUCGUUCUGAUGUCUUGGAUCAUCAGUGUCCUGCAUUCCUUGUUAGAAAGCUUACUGGUGUUGCGACUGUCCUUUUGUACAGAUGUGGAAAUCCCUCAGUUUUUCUGUGAACUUAAUCAG
This is a messenger RNA of Orycteropus afer afer, 549 nucleotides long. Its product is annotated as olfactory receptor 7A17-like. Gene Ontology annotation, biological process: G protein-coupled receptor signaling pathway. The record is from RefSeq and is a predicted model, not a curated record. Lineage: Eukaryota; Metazoa; Chordata; Mammalia; Tubulidentata; Orycteropodidae. The annotation marks the transcript as partial. Gene Ontology annotation, molecular function: olfactory receptor activity; G protein-coupled receptor activity. Gene Ontology annotation, cellular component: membrane. The transcript has a single exon.